Molecule: messenger RNA, 4428 nt
Organism: Pan troglodytes (chimpanzee)
Lineage: Eukaryota; Metazoa; Chordata; Mammalia; Primates; Hominidae
Gene: TSPYL6
Product: TSPY like 6
Exons: 1
Coding region: 1472-2692 (406 amino acids)
Biological process (GO): nucleosome assembly
Cellular component (GO): nucleus
Source: RefSeq, a predicted model, not a curated record
UGCUCUGUAUUGUCUUACAUAAAUUUCUCCUGUUUAUUAUUACCUUUUCUCUAUGUCCUUUGGCCUAAUUCUAUUGGUCUUUUAUAUAUUUCUCAAAUUAUUUUUCAUGAUGAGUGAUACAGCACUUGCCAAUAUUUCCAGUUUCCUCCUUCCAGGCUCAAGAGAAGAUUACACCUCCCUGUCCUAUUAAAGUUAGACAAGGCCAACUGACUAGCUGUAGCCAAUGAUUUAUGUCACUUUUGACAGAAACAUUUAAAAACCUAUGCAUGGGGAAAGAACUGUCUUUUCAAUAAACAGUGCUGGGUCAAUUAGAUAUUCAUAUGGAAAAAAAGAAAUUGUGACCCCACUCAUAAAAAUCAAUUCCAGAUAGAUGGCAUAUAUAAAUUUGAACAAUCUUGGUGAGAUAAGAUUCCUCUUUUUUUCUUCUUUUUAAAAAUAGAGAUGGGGUCUUGCUGUGUUGCCCAGGCUGGUCUCCAACUCCUAGGCUCAACUGAUCCUCCCAUCUCCACCUCUCAAAGUGCUAGGAUUACAGGUGUGAGGCACUGUGCCCAGGUGAGAGGUAAGAUUUCUUAAACAGAGCAGAAAAACACUAAGGUAAAGGGGGAAAUGACAAAUUGGCACAUAUUAAGAUGAAAAACUUUUGUUCUUCAAAAGGUACCAUUAAGAUGGUGAAAAAGUAGGCCAGGUACGGUUGCUCAUGCCUGUAAUCCCAGCACUUUGGGAGGCCAAGAUGAGCGGAUCACCUGAGGCCAGGAGUUCAGACCAGCCUGGCCAACAUGGCAAAACCAUGUCUUGACUAAAAAUACAAAACAAACAAAACAAAACAAACAAACAAAAAAACCGGGCAUGGUGGUGGGCGCCUGUAAUCCCGGCUACUUGGGAGGCUGAAGCAGGAGAAUCGCUUGAACUUGGGAGGCGGCAGCUUCAGUGAGCUGAGAUCACGCCAUUGUACUCCAGCCUCGGCGACAGCGAAACUACGAGUCCAAAAGAAAAGUAACCCCACAGAGUGGGAGGAAGUAUUUGUAAUACCUAUACUGGAAGAGAAAUAUUUGUAAUACCUAUACUGGAAGAAUGACUGACUAGUAUCUAGCAUGUACAAAGGCUUCCUACAAAUCCAUAUGAAAAAGAACGUCGGCCCAGUAGAGAAAUAGGGAGAAGCCUCGGAUACUGCACAAGAGAGAAUAUCCUAGUGGCCAACAAACACAUGAGAAGGUUCUCAGCUCAUUAGACUUUGGCUAAAUGCAAAUUAAAACCACCAUGUAAUAUCAUUACUCGUCCAGCACGAUGGCUAAAAUAACAAAGACGUAAAGACACCACCACAGACUCGCGAGACUGAGGGGUGGGUGUCGCGAGACUGAAGAGUGGGCGGCGCAAAUGGGCGAGGUGUUUACUCGCCAUUUUGUGUGAGGAACGUUGACGCUACCUACCGCUGGCCUGGCCUCUGCCCACUGCUGCCCUGGCCGCUACCAACAUGAGCCUCCCGGAGAGUCCUCACAGCCCCGCUACUCUCGACUAUGCUCUGGAAGACCCGCACCAGGGCCAGAGGUCCCGAGAAAAGAGCAAGGCGACACAGGUAAUGGCAGAUACGUUUGAUGGCCGCUUGGAGCCAAUCGUGUUCCCACCGCCCCGGCUUCCAGAGGAGGGGGUCGCGCCCCAGGAUCCCGCAGAUGGUGGCCAUACUUUCCACAUCUUGGUCGAUGCGGGUCGCAGUCAUGGAGCCAUCAAAGCGGGGCAGGAAGUGACUCCACCACCCGCGGAGGGCCUAGAAGCAGCCUCUGCCUCGCCGACAACUGACGGCAGCCUCAAAAAUGGCUUUCCGGGUGAAGAGACGCACGGCCUAGGUGGGGAGAAGGCUCUAGAAACCUGUGGGGCAGGGAGGUCAGAGUCUGAAGUGAUUGCAGAGGGGAAGGCCGAGGACGUGAAGCCUGAGGAGUGUGCCAUGUUCUCAGCCCCAGUGGAUGAGAAGCCAGGAGGCGAAGAAAUGGACGUGGCGGAAGAAAACAGAGCAAUAGAUGAGGUAAACAGGGAGGCAGGGCCUGGGCCCCUGAACGUGGGUCUCCACCUGAACCCCCUGGAGUCCAUCCAGCUGGAACUGGACUCCGUGAAUGCAGAGGCUGACAGGGCGCUCCUGCAGGUGGAGCGCAGGUUUGGGCAGAUUCAUGAAUACUACCUGGAGCAGAGGAAUGACAUCAUUCGCAAUAUCCCGGGCUUCUGGGUCACUGCUUUCCGCCACCACCCACAGCUGUCUGCCAUGAUUAGAGGCCAAGAUGCCGAGAUGUUAAGCUACUUAACCAAUUUGGAAGUGAAGGAGCUCAGACACCCUAGGACAGGCUGCAAGUUUAAGUUCUUCUUUCAAAGAAACCCUUACUUCAGAAACAAGCUGAUUGUAAAGGUGUAUGAGGUCAGAUCCUUCGGCCAAGUGGUGUCUUUUUCCACUCUAAUCAUGUGGCGCCGGGGCCAUGGACCCCAGUCCUUCAUUCAUAGGAACCGACAUGUCAUCUGCAGCUUCUUCACCUGGUUUUCAGACCACAGCCUUCCAGAGUCCGACAGGAUUGCUCAGAUUAUUAAAGAGGACCUCUGGUCAAAUCCAGUGCAGUACUACCUGUUGGGUGAAGACGCCCAUAGAGCUAGACGUCGCCUGGUAAGGGAGCCAGUGGAGAUCCCCAGGCCCUUUGGGUUCCAGUGUGGUUAACCUUUGCCUUUGGAAUUACUCCUGCAGAAGGUUGCCUGCCACCACCAGCUGGACCUGUGCUUGGGCAACAGCAUUAGGUAUGCCCUUUUUUUGUUCUGACUUUCCUGUACCCUCUGUUUAAACUUUCCGUUCUCUCAACCUGAAGAUUGAGACCUUGGUGGCUGUGCUGCUCCCCUUUCACCUGGUCGUCUUGCUAUUCUGCAUUAACAUCACAUGCUCCCAGCCGAUGGGUCACAUCCUUCUAAGCGAAGCGAAUGAUGCUGUAGGUUACACUGUAUUUACCUUUGUUUGGACUCGGUUUGUUCCCAGGACCUCUGGUCUGGCUCCUCCUACCUGGAUUUCUAGCUGUGUCUAAGAACCUAUUCGGCUCACCCUGCUCUGCAUCUGACAGUACAGGUGCAUGGCCUGUGGACAAUUGCUGGGCAUUAAUGAAGUCAAGGGAGAACAGCAGGGGGCAACUUGGUCUGUGUGAAUUAUGGGACCCCAUUACUUUUCCUGAGACUCUGGUCACCUAUUGCUGCCUGCUACUGGCUAUUCCCAAGUACUGCUACUUGGGCAGCUCCCUGCUGAGUGAACAUAUCCCAGACCAUUGCCAGCUCCACUCUCUGGUUUCUAAUAAACAGGGAUCUCCAGAACACUGGUGGUGGACACAGCUUUCCUGUCAGCACACAGAAGACCUGUUCCUCUUCCAAAAGACCUCUCUUUACCACCACCACCCUCAUCACUCAGAAACCCUACUGUUUGUUACACAGGUGGUUGAGGGGACAUGUCAGACCCUAUCCUCAUGGCAAGGUUAAUAUGUUGGUGUUCUUGACAAGUACCAGGCUUUCUCAGCCACAACCAGUGGAUUCAUUCAAAAUCUAGGUACCUUUAUUUGCCUCCCUUCCUGAACCUAAUGAAGUGCCAGAGUGAGUGUACACUUUCUUUUCUCUCGUCUCUCAUAAAUCUCUUCUGUCUUCCUUUAAAAAAAACAAAAGUAGUAGUUCAGAAACAUCUGCAGAAGCAGGCUUUUUAGUUUCUUGGCUCUCUUUGUCAUGUCCAGAGGCAGGCUGUUCUGUAAAAUAGACUGCCAGAUCUCUUAUUGCCCAUUCUCCUUUCUUCUCAGCCCCUCACCCCUCUUUAGCAAUUCCUAGAGGGUUUAAAGGACUACAGAGCUGUAUGGAAUGAAAGGUGAUUUCUAGUUCAGAGUGGCUAGAAGAACUAAAGAGAUUGUGAUGGGUGCUCUAGGCAGGGAAAACUGUACAAAAAGGCAGAAAUGAUUCAGGGGAAAAUCGGGCCUAGAAUUUACACUGGGUUGACUAGUUAUGAUGGGAAGAGAAGUACUUUUUUUUAGUAUGCACGUAGAAGAAUAGAAGAUGGUUGGAGUGUUAAAUAUGUUCCCUAGAGAAGGGUUCUUUGAAGAAACACUGCAGUUUUGGGUGUUCUCUUUCUUGUUUGCAUGUGACCUUACUUAUGUGGAAGAUUAAUACUGUGUUAUAAUAUUUUCUCUUUCUGUUUACUGGGAAGAUUCAGCUGUACAGAUUUUCUUUUACUUUCAAAUACAAAUAUUUGGAAUAAUAUCAGUCUUUCUUUUUUGUACAUUAUGUGGAUAUGGAUAUUCAUGGCAGUUUUCAGCCUGUUCUUGUUUCUGUUAAAACCAUAUCUUUAACAUUUUAAUUUGAAUAACUUGGUCUUAUCUGAUGCUGAAGACUGGAAACUAUUGUGUUCAUGGAUAAAUAAAUUACAAAAUAUUUAUG